Molecule: messenger RNA, 1752 nt
Organism: Cajanus cajan (pigeon pea)
Lineage: Eukaryota; Viridiplantae; Streptophyta; Magnoliopsida; Fabales; Fabaceae
Product: dehydration-responsive element-binding protein 2F
Biological process (GO): positive regulation of DNA-templated transcription; response to stress
Cellular component (GO): nucleus
Molecular function (GO): DNA-binding transcription factor activity; transcription cis-regulatory region binding
Source: RefSeq, a predicted model, not a curated record
GGUCAAUCAAUUAAAAAACGAUUGACCUUAAUUCCAAGUUAAUAUUUUUUCAUCUUUUCAUUUUAACUAUCCCUUUGUGAAACAAGUUAUCUUUUGUAUGGACAGCAAAGAUAUAAUCAUCUACAACAUGUUAAGACCAUGCAAUUUCUUAGUUGCAAUAAUCAACACGUGUAAUUUGCGUAGUUUACAGCAAUAUCAACAGAAUUCAUUCAACCCAGAAAAUUCUUGGUAAAAAGAAGAAAGAAAAAAAAUAUUCAGUAUAUGAAUGAAACUAUCUGUGCCUUCACUAAGUAACGGUCACAUGGCCACUUCUCGAACCGUGACAACAUUAACACCAAACUUCACACUUGCUCCUACAUAUCCCGCUCCUUUCCUCCCACAUCAUGCAUCAGUUCCAAGUAUAUAUCAUCAACACCUUGCCUUGCUCAAUUCCCAUCAUUACCAACCAUGGAAGGUUGCAAAAAGUCUCCACUAAAGCCUUGGAAGAAAGGACCAACCAGGGGCAAAGGUGGCCCCCAAAAUGCCGCAUGUGAGUAUAGAGGUGUUAGACAAAGAACAUGGGGCAAAUGGGUGGCUGAGAUAAGAGAGCCAAAGAAGAGAACCAGACUCUGGCUUGGCUCCUUUGCCACAGCAGAAGAAGCUGCCUUGGCCUAUGAUGAGGCUGCAAGGAGACUCUAUGGCCCUGAGGCUUACCUUAACCUCCCCCACAUGCAACCUAACUUCACCACUUCAAAAUCUCAAAAGUUCAAGUGGUUCCCUUCCAGGAACUUCAUUUCCAUGUUCCCCUCACGUGGACUACUCAAUCUCAAUGCUCAACCGAGUCUCCACGUCAUCCACCAGAGGCUGCAACAGCUUAGGCAAAAUGGGGUGGUUGCAAUUCAUCAAUCACCAGAUCAUUCAAGUUCAUCCACUGAUCCAAAGGUGGUACAACUUGAUAACCUAGGCUGCCAAAACCAUGCAGAAACUCUCCCUCCAGUGCAACAUGAUCAUGCUCAAACUUCACCUCAGAAAACACUUGGUGAUUCUGAGGAGAAGCCUCAGAUAGACCUACUUGAGUUUCUUCAACAGAUGGGAAUACUAAAAGAAGAAAGAGGGUCAGAGAAAACUGAGAGCACAGGAAGUUCAACACUGUCUGAAGCUGCAUCAAGAGAUGACAGUGAACAACCAGGAGUGUUUUCUGACAUGAGUGUUAACUGGGAGGAGUUGAUUGAGAUGCAUGACCAUGGAGUUGCGGAUAAUUUUCUUGCAUCAGAAGGUAUCCAGUUUGAAGCAUGUGACAUAAACGAGGACCUUACUUUCUCUUCUUCCAUUUGGAACUACUAAGAAAACUAGUCAAGAAAAUAUAAUAUAAAUAUUUUAUAUGGCUUUGAUAUGGUUGAAACUAGUUAAGAAUAGGUGAUAAGUAGAUCAAGUGAUCAACAAGUACUAUAAAUAUUAUAUAAUCAGAAGGUGUUGGACCUUUGAUUUACUACAAGUACUCUAUUAUUGUUGUGUUUUCAGCAGAAAAAAAAAUGUCUUGAUGUUGGCAGCUAGCAAUGUAUUAGAGGGAAAGUAGCUUAGUCCUGAUUGAGAAUGGAGAUAUAUCAGUCUGCUAGUAAAAACAAUCGACAUAUUUUCAGUAUUGUGGGGACUUCAAAGUGAAACAUUAGUAUUUUAUGUUUCCUACCCCUUUUGCUUUGUUUCCUCAACGGAUGUGAGUCAGAUAGGAGAAAUUAAUUAUUAUCAUAAUCCUCGAUUAUUAUGGUCUCAGUC